Podarcis raffonei (Aeolian wall lizard) is the source of this 1899-nucleotide messenger RNA. It is a transcript of the gene LETM2, whose product is annotated as leucine zipper and EF-hand containing transmembrane protein 2. The record is from RefSeq and is a predicted model, not a curated record. Gene Ontology annotation, molecular function: ribosome binding. The transcript is spliced from 11 exons. Gene Ontology annotation, biological process: intracellular monoatomic cation homeostasis. The coding region runs from base 90 to 1475 and encodes 461 amino acids. Gene Ontology annotation, cellular component: mitochondrial inner membrane. Lineage: Eukaryota; Metazoa; Chordata; Lepidosauria; Squamata; Lacertidae.
UUAAAAAGUUUUGAUUUUGAACUUGACCUUAAAACUCAGUCCUGUUCUUGUCUCUGGCCAUAGACCAAACAGACUGACUCCAGGUGAACAUGGCCUUCUACAGCUGUAACAUAUUCCUUGCAGUAGCUAGGUUCAGGGGACCUCAUCUUCUUGUACACUCCAUCUGCUCCCCGUUCUCCCCAUCGGUUGCAUUUGCCCAGCUGUUGGAUUCCCACCUUAACCGAACAUACCUGAAGGACUCUGGGAGCCAGCAGUUGCUCCUCAGUGCGCAGCAGGGCAUCAGGUUACCUCAGUUGCUAACUAAGCCCAUGCGAAUGCUUCACACGUCAGCUUCCUGGCACCAAGAGCUUCAGGACAAAACUCAGCCUAGCCAAAGUACUGUAACAAAGGACACGGAGCUGGCCAAAGUUCCAGUGGACCAAGCGACAGAGACUGCCAAGAUACCGUUACGCCAGAGGAUUAUAGAUGAACUAAAACAUUAUUACAAUGGAUUCCAUCUGCUUUGGAUUGACACAAAAGUUGCUGCUAGGAUGGUGUGGAGGCUGUUACACGGGCAAGUUCUCACUCGGAGGGAAAGGCGAAGGCUGAUGAGAACAUCUGCUGAUCUUUUCCGGCUGGUUCCCUUUUUGGUGUUCAUCAUUGUGCCCUUCAUGGAAUUCCUCUUACCUGUAUUUCUGAAACUGUUUCCUGAGAUGCUGCCUUCAACCUUUGAAACCGAAUCUAAGAAGGAAGAAAAGCAGAGAAAGAAACUGAGUGCAAAGUUGGAACUAGCCAAAUUCCUGCAGGAGACCAUCGCAGAGCUGGCCAGAAGAAACAAAGCCAGUACUGGAGAAGCCACGAAGCAAUUCUCUUCUUACGUUCAGCAGGUUCGGCAUAGUGGCCAGCAGCCCAGCACCCAGGAGAUCGUGCGGUUUUCAAAGCUAUUUGAGGAUGAGCUGACUCUGGAACACUUGGAGCGGCCACAGCUGGUGGUCCUCUGCAAAUUGCUUGAACUGCAGCCCAUUGGCACUAAUAACCUCCUCCGCUUCCAGCUUUUGAUGAAGCUCAGGUCUAUCAAAACAGAUGAUGAAAUGAUUGCCAAGGAAGGUGUUAAUGGCUUGAGCGUGUCUGAGCUGCAAAGUGCCUGCAGAGCCAGAGGAAUGAGGUCCUUGGGCCUCACGGAGGAGCAGCUGAAAGAGCAACUCAACCAGUGGCUAGAUCUACAUCUUAGAGAAAACGUUCCCCCUUCUCUGCUGCUACUUUCUCGUGCCUUAUAUUUGACAGAGGUGAAGCCCAAGCCUCUUGUGAAUCCAGCUGAGCCUCUGAAGACCGAGGGUGAUGUAGACACAGAUGAUGAGGAUCAUGAGACCUUGUUGGAUUCUGCCCCCAAAGUACAGGAAAGAAAGAGUGAAGAAUUUAUAUUGCAGCCAACAGAGAAAUUACCAGUUCCUGAGGUGUCAGUCAAGCCUCCUGCAGGAGAGAUUUCUGAGCUUUAAUAUACCUCCAUUCACACUGGCUCUUGAGUGCUGGGAGGAAAGAAAAAACUUUACACACGCUUGAUAUAUAUGUAAAGAAGAGAAAGCAGAUUCCAUCGAACCUUCUAUCUUGGAUAGUUCAGCUGGUUAGAGCUUGGUGCAGAUAACGCCAAGGUUGCAGGUUCCAUCCCCACAAGGGACAGCUGCCUGUUCCUGCAUUGCAGGGGGUAGACCAGGUGAUCCUCAGGGCCUCUUCAAACUUGACAAUUCUAUGAUUCUCUCUUGGAAUGCCUGUUGUUGCUUAAGGGGUGCUCCAACAAAGCCACGGCCCAUACAUCUUUGCCCAACAUCUCCAAAGACAGGGCAAAGAAACUGCAGAUUUUAGGGGAUGAGACAGAGAGAGGACUAAGAUUGCUGGGGGUCCCACUCCCCCUUGCCUGGCAGU